AUGUUGCUGGCGUCUUGUGUCGUGUCAUGUUGUGUAGUGUGCGGUGAGGGGCGGUUUGGACGGAGCUGUAAGGAACGCUGUGAAGACGGACAGUGUCGAGCUUUGAUCUUCUGUCUCAGAGAUCCUUAUGGCUGUUCAUGUGCAUCUGGAUGGAGAGGAUUUAACUGCAGCGAAGCAUGUCCUGCUGGUUAUUACGGUGCAGGCUGUAAACAGGAGUGCAAGUGUGAAGUGGAAGGGAAAUGCGAUCGCUUCCAAGGAUGUGUGUGUGCAGGCAAACAUGGUGCUCGCUGUGAGAAAACAGACAUGAGACCUGUUAUCACGAGCAGCCUGAGAGACACUGAGAUCAACACCGGCGUGGAGUACAGAGUCAACUGCUCUGCCGCGGGACGCCCGGCCCCUUUACAUGGUGAAAUAAGCCUGGUAAAAGCAGACAAAAGCACUCUAUAUGCUGUGGACACACAGACGGAAAAUGAUUGGACAACAUCCAUGUUCAGGGUGGAAAAGAUGUCGGCGUCUGAUGCCGGUCGCUGGUCAUGUCACGUGAAAACCCAACAUUUUCAUGAGGAGAAAGAAUUCCUGGUAAACAUCAAAGUUCCACCCCAACCACACAACCCUCCAAUCCUGAACGGCAGCGGUCCGUAUCACCUGCUUGUUCUGCCAAAUAAAGACGCCUACACAGGUGAUGGACCGCUAACUUCUGUCAGAGUUUUCUACAAACAAACCAACGCAUCCGUAUGGAAGAACCUUGAGGUGAGCGGCUCUCUGGUAAGGUUGGACAAUCUUUCUCCAAUGACUCACUACACUGUGUACGUGCAGCUUAGUCGGCGUGGAGCGGGUGGAAGCGGUCAAUCUGGACCUGCAGCGUAUUUCUCAACGCAGAUGCUCGAGCUGCCUGUGGGUGUGAAACUAACGCCCAUCAGCCAGAUGUCACUGCUCCUGUCGUGGGACUCGGCUCAAGCUGAAGGCGAAUGGUGUUAUGAGGUGGAAUGUCAGCAAGCUGAUGCUUCACAAACCGUGUGGAACUUCCAGCUCUCCUCAAACUCCUCUAGCCUCCCUCUGACCCAACUCAAACCCAGACACAAAUACCAGUGUAAGGUCCGAAUGAGCACCAGCGACACCGGGCAGCCGUGUCCUACCGUCACUGCCUGGACGCUGAGCGACCAGCUUCCUCCACCCCCGACCAACAUCUCCACCUGCAACAUUAGCGACACGUCAGCCAUCGUCACGUGGUUGCUGGUUGAGGGUCACUCCAUCUCCAGGGUGUUCAUUGGUUACCAGCAGACGGAGCAGUCGGACUACAGUCAGCAGGCGGAGCUGGGCGUGCAGGUGGAGCAGACGGCCAUGCGCUUUCAGCUGAGGGGCUUGAGAAGCGACAGCACUUACCAGCUGGAGCUCUGGACCGUAAACAACAUUGGAGAGAGUGCAGAGAGACCCCAGUUAACCCUCAAGACCCUGACGCCGCAAGAGAGCUCACAGCUGUAUGGCUUUGGAGCUCAUGGGAAGAUGCUUUUCUAUGCUAUACUGGGUUCUGCUGCUAUGACCUGCAUCACAGUACUGUUGGCCUUCUGUAUCGUACUGCAACUCAAGAGAACAACGUACCAGAGACGCAUGAUGCAGGCCUUUCACAACAUAGUGAGAGAAGAGCCGGUGGUUCAGUUCAGUUCCGGCUCUCUGAACAUGCAGAAGAAAGCACAGAACCCCACCCACUCUGUGGCCUAUCCCACCCUGGAGUGGAGCGAUAUAAAGUUCCAGGAUGUGAUCGGAGAGGGCAACUUUGGUCAGGUGUUGAAAGCUCGCAUUAAGAAAGACGGCCUGAGGAUGGACGCUGCGAUCAAGAGAAUGAAAGAAUACGCGUCUAAGGAUGACCAUCGAGACUUCGCCGGGGAGCUCGAGGUCUUGUGUAAACUAGGUCAUCAUCCAAACAUCAUCAACCUUCUGGGAGCAUGUGAACACAGAGGUUAUCUCUAUCUGGCCAUUGAAUUCGCUCCUCACGGAAACCUGCUGGACUUUCUGCGUAAGAGCAGAGUUUUGGAGACCGAUCCCGCCUUCGCCAUCGCCAACAGCACUGCGUCCACACUCUCCUCGCAGCAGUUACUGCACUUCGCUGCAGACGUGGCCCGUGGCAUGGACUAUCUGAGCCAGAAACAGUUUAUUCACCGAGAUUUGGCAGCCAGAAACAUCCUGGUAGGAGAAAACUUUGUGGCAAAGAUUGCAGAUUUCGGCCUGUCCCGAGGACAAGAGGUUUAUGUAAAGAAGACCAUGGGUCGUCUGCCGGUCAGGUGGAUGGCCAUCGAGUCCUUAAACUACAGCGUGUACACGACCAACAGUGACGUAUGGUCGUAUGGUGUGUUGCUGUGGGAGGUGGUGAGUUUAGGUGGCACGCCGUACUGCGGUAUGACAUGCGCGGAGCUCUAUGAAAAACUACCACAAGGCUACCGGCUGGAGAAACCACUCAACUGUGACGACGAGGUGUAUGAGCUGAUGAAACAGUGCUGGAAAGAGAAGCCAUAUGAAAGACCCUCAUUUGCUCAGAUCUUGAUGUCACUUAAUUGUAUGCUGGAAGAGAGAAAGACGUACGUCAACACAACCCUCUACGAGAAAUUCACGUACGCGGGCAUCGACUGCUCUGCAGAAGAAGCUGGCUGAUGUUCCUGAUGUUACCGCAGUCCGUAUAUAUGUGUUGAUCAAUGGAGCGCUUUAUGUGAUCCUCUGAACAGGAUUCAGUUUUACACACAUUGUGUAUUCCAGGUAUCAGAUUUGUGUUUGGUUCUGUGUGUGUUGUGAAAUGUGUGCUAGUGCAGAUGAUUGUAUGAUGUUUGUGUGACUGGCAGUAUUACGCUUGUUUUUAAUUAAAAAAAAUAAGUUGUUGGAUCCUGAGACUCAUGCUGAAAAGGUAAAAGUGUUGUGAAAAAUAUGGAAAAAAUAUUAGUUUUACAGAUGGGAAUGUCUUUGAUUCUAAAAGUGCACAACAUUUACAUCCCUUUGGUAUUCAUGCACUUAAAGGUCUAGCGUGGGAUUUAUAGCGGCCACUAGCGGUGAGUUUGAGAACUACAACCAAUCUCUCAGUCCAAACACGACUGUGGCCACCACAGUACAAAAAGAUGUUGUCGGCUGAGACAGCGUGUCUUCUCAUGUUGACGCAGGGAAAAGAUCAUGUGGGCAUUAGAAAGAGCGAUGUCUUAUUUAUUACAUAAAAUAAAGGGUCUGUGGAUUUAAAGUAUAAAAAGAAGGAUAAAAGUCAGGCAGGAGCUAGGACCUGCGUUAAUAUUAUAAAGACUGUCCAGCAGAGACGCGGACCCGUGGUAGGCUACUAAGGCUUUUAGCGGAGAUAUUCAUAGAUACCUAUGGAGAUACUUUCCAGCACAGAGACGUUGGAGAGAAAGAUCGUCUUAAAAUCACCCCCGAUGAUGCUUUGAUUCGGAUCAGUAUGUGAGUAACGUUGGUUUUUCUGUUUGUUAGAACCAAGAUAUGUUGUUGUUGUUGUUGUAAUAUUAGCUGUGUAACGGAGCAGUUUUGAGUGUCAUUGUUUAUCUGGAACCAGUGUGCUGCUUGUAUAUACUCAUGUCAUCUUCGCUUAUUUUAUUAAUUUGCAUUAUUAUUUGCGUGGUCUAAGCUAUGAUGAAGCUAAGCAUUGCACAGCACGUUUGAGGGCAGAGCUAGCUAACAGUAAAUAGCAACGCUGUUAAAGGCGUUUGAUCUGACAGCAAGAUAGUAGUUAGGAGUAAGUUAGUAGACAUUUUCCCCCUUUGCAAAGUCAGGGACAACCGGACCAAAGGGUUGAGAGAGAGGAAACGCGCGUUGUAGAGUUGUUUGUCCGUUUAGGGCUGCUGUACAAAACAUGGCGGCGAAUUCAAUGUAUGUAGGCCCGCUCUGUAUGUAGAUAGAAAUAGUUUAUUCUAAGGUAAUAAAAACAUAACUGUUCAUUACAUAAGGUCUUUAUACACCUCUGAAGACAUCGUUUUGUAUGUUAUAUUGCAUUUCUGUCAAUAGAUCAUCAAAAAAAUCCCAUACUGCUAUUUUAACAGGCUGGUCAGAUUGAAAUGCAAAUUCAAUGUAACUGUAAAUCAGCGACCUUUUCUAGAUGCACACAUUCACAUUACCAUCGUCAAAUAUUUAACAUUAAAUAAUUGCAAACAUUUUUUGUAUUAAAUACUUUUUGCGGUGAUUGCAACAGCAACUUAGCAAUAAUAAUAAUAAUAAUAGUGCUUGAUUAUGACACAGUGCACUCGCUUUGUACGUUGUGAAAUUUAGUUUAACAUUCACAAGACAAUACAUUCACAAAAGUCUUGUGGUCAUUUUACCUGUGUUAGUUUUUCUACAUCCACAAACAUACGAAACAUGUUAGAACAAUCCGAUUGUCUCUGAUACAGCCCUCUUCUGCACUUUCUAUGACUGGUUCUGCAUGAUCCUGAAAUCUUCCCCUCACGGCAACGGUUCUUCGUCUGCCAUCUCUCUCUGAGCCAUGAUGACACAAACCUCAUAGACGCGGAACGCAGCGAAGGCUGUGGCCAGCAAACAAGCGGCACCCAGAAUGUACCACCAGUUAAAGAGACUGAAUGAAACUCCUUUCACGAUGCAGUAGAGGCCAAAACACACCAGGGCAACAGCAGACAAAAUCUGGACGCACAACGGCGGCCCGGACGACGCUGACUUUUCCCCCAUGUUCACCAGAGCUCACACACGGCUCAAAGACAGAAAAUCACAGUGACCCAAUCGGACAGUUGAAAAACAUUUGAGCAGCAGAAUAGAAGCACGUUUGCAUCAUGACGACUAAAGACAAACGCAAUCUGAAGUGAACGGUAAGAAGGAGCUUGACACCAGCAAUGAGAGAUCCGAAGGUUAUAUACACGUUUAAGAUUACAAAUCUAAGAUUAAAGAAAGCAAAAACAUCCCUCCAAAUUCUUAUGGAUAAUCCGGAUCAGAGAAAGCCCGAUAUCUCACAUGGCAUUAAAAGAUGCAUUGAAGAAACUCACGGUACAUUACAGGUGUCAUGUAAUUAAAGUAAGUGCAACUGAUAAAGAGCUUAAAGGCUGCUGAAGGGUCGAGAUCGACUAGAAAGAAACUUCUUAGAACAAACAGGGUCUCAGAAUUUCACUCCACAUUUUCUUCUUGUAACUAAAAAUAUUUAGGGAUGCACCGAAACGAAAAUUCUUGGCCGAAGCCGAACAUGAUGUGAAACACUUGGCCGAAGGCCGAAUAAUACCGAACACCGAACAUGGUUUUUUGCAUUUCUUUUAUUUAUUAAGCCAUUUUUUUCACUAUUGCACAAACUGAAUAGUCAAAAUGUGCUUUUUAUAAUUUGUCUUGCUUUUCAAUAAAAUACAAUACAACUUAAUAUAAAAUUGAGCAAAACAAAGUAAAUUCAAACAAAAGAUUGAGCCCUCUCCCUUCAUGAAUAGCCUAUAUUAAUUAGUCCUAUAACUGACUGCUAAAAGAAUGUGAUGUAAGUUACUCUGUACCCCUACAACAAAACACUUCAUUAAAAACUGUCAUUCCACAUUAGGCUAUAAGCUAAAAUACGAAUAAACUAAAACUGUUGGAUUAUGAUAGGCUACAUUGCAAAAUGAUUUGAGAAAAAAAAACAUCCAAUGCAAGCAAUUCUGACUGAUGCUGACUGACAACCAUCACAAAAGCUGACCGUUCUCUCAGGUGCACAGAACAUACUUUGAGAAGUUGUUUAGUACAGGGAACUGUGUGCACGCGACCACUGUAUGAUGUCAAAGGAUGUCGCGAGCGGCGGGGCUACUGUCAGACAGCCCGCUCCCGUCUGAAGUAAAGUUACCGACCGGUAAAGACGCUUUCAUUCAGAAAUUUACUUCCGUGCGGCAAGUCCCGUGCUGUGUCUUUCUCUGACACUUUACAGUUUUUUUCAACUGCUUACACACAAAAUGUUUACUUGUCACACAAUUUCUGAAACCUGACACUCAAACACCAGAACCACACACCAAAUCGGCAAAACCAUACACUAAUUCUCGACCUUUGACUCAGUUUUCAGUUUCAUAAAACACUUUUUGCCAAUCACAACACACACUUCUCUAUGUAACACACAAAAAUCUUACAGGAAGUAUAUUGAUUUCCUUCUUCAAACACAACCAAUCAAAAUGCCACACUAAUUCCUCAGCGCCUCACACUAACUCCUCACAUGUGCAAACACACAUUGCUUUACUUAACACCAACCAAUCAUGACUUUAGAAGAGGCCUAUAAAUAGGCCAAGGGUCAAGUUAUAGGUUUUGAACAAUGGAUGCAAACAAUGUAUACAGAGUAAGGGGAGUUGGAGGGAGGGCCAGAGGACGAGGCAGAGUUCGAAUUAGAGGACGAGUCGGGAGAAGACGAGGAAGACGAGGUACAAGAAGUGUGGUCUGGAAUGAGAUCAGGGCUACAGUCAUUGAUCAUGUGAUAAACCACGGUUUACUGUAACAACAAGAGAGGCUGUACAGAGAGUCCAGCCCAAUUUGAGUCGAUUUACAAUGGCAGGUAUAAUUCGAACCUUUAGAAAUGAGAACAGGUAUGUAACAAUCUACUGUUAUGUACACAUGAUCUAAUGUACACAAACAGUAGGCUAUAAUACAUAUACAGUGUUUUACAGUAGUACCCUUGCAUUCAUUUACUACGGUGCACUGCAUUGGUCACAGUCUGGUGAGGUAUCACUAGGGCUGUAGUCAAGUCCACCGUUGUCGAGUCCAAGACAAGUCCAAGACCAGGACUAGUCGAGACCGAGUCAAGUCCGAGUCCAAAGAGGUUCGAGUC
Messenger RNA from Triplophysa rosa, 6748 nucleotides. It is a transcript of the gene tek, whose product is annotated as TEK tyrosine kinase, endothelial. The transcript is spliced from 18 exons. Gene Ontology annotation, molecular function: protein binding; ATP binding; transmembrane receptor protein tyrosine kinase activity. The coding region runs from base 1 to 2646 and encodes 881 amino acids. The record is from RefSeq and is a predicted model, not a curated record. Gene Ontology annotation, cellular component: signaling receptor complex. Gene Ontology annotation, biological process: positive regulation of MAPK cascade; angiogenesis; positive regulation of endothelial cell migration. Lineage: Eukaryota; Metazoa; Chordata; Actinopteri; Cypriniformes; Nemacheilidae.